Diospyros lotus (date-plum) is the source of this 1166-nucleotide messenger RNA. RefSeq lists its product as uncharacterized. NCBI's taxonomy places the organism in Eukaryota, Viridiplantae, Streptophyta, Magnoliopsida, Ericales, Ebenaceae. Gene Ontology annotation, cellular component: chloroplast. The record is from RefSeq and is a predicted model, not a curated record. The coding region runs from base 45 to 800 and encodes 251 amino acids. The transcript is spliced from 4 exons.
AAUCCUCCAACCAUAAGAAAGAGAAUCUGUGAUUGUGUGUGGUCAUGGCGACGAACCUGGCCACGAACCUGCCGUGGCAACCUCUGCUGUCCUUAAAAUCGCAAAGACAAAGCCGAACGCACCAAAGGCUCGUGAUUCGUCGCUCGGCGGCGACCGUCAGGGCCUUCCGGCGCAGCGACUUCGAUGGCUUCGCUAAGCGCAUGGCCUCCGGCGAGGUCUGGAGGGACGCGUGGCGGGGCGCCAACGAAGGCUUCGAGCAGAUUGUCUACGAGACGAAGAAGACGGCGGAGCGAAUCGACCGCCGCUACUUCAUCUCCCGGCGGCUCUCGGCGGUGGCCCAAUCCGCAUCCUAUCGCGCCAGGGAGUUCGACCGCGAGUUCGAGAUUACUCAGCGCUGGCGAACUUUUUCCCUCGAUUUCAGUCGAAAUUGGCCUAGGUACAGGAAGCAGUUUAAUGACUUCUUGGACACCCCAUUAGGAAGAAGUUUUGCUACAAUAUUUUUCCUGUGGUUUGCUCUAUCUGGAUGGCUUUUUCGAUUCUUGAUAUUUGCAACAUGGGUACUCCCAUUUGCUGGUCCUCUUCUCAUUGGAACAGUAGCCAACAAUUUUGUGAUCAAGGGGGCUUGUCCGGCUUGCAAGAGACAGUUUGUGGGUUACAAGAACCAAGUAAUUCGCUGCACAAGCUGUGGAAAUAUUGUAUGGCAACCUCAAGGGGACUUCUUCUCAAAAGGUCGUGGAGGCAAUAAAUCAUCUUCUAAGUCUGAACCUGAAAUAAUUGACGUCGAGUUUGAGGAGAAAUAAACAGAAAGUCCAAAACUGGUGCCUUAUAAAGUGUCCCAUGCAGAUCCAGCAUUGCAGAGAGAGAGAAGAUAGAUGAUGAUGGAUUUUAUCGGGACUGCGUUCUCUUAGGAAUCAUUUAGUUGUGUUUACUUUGUAAUCUGUAUAAUAUCUUUUUGUUUACCAGACACUUGACAUAGGAUAACCACAGCUUUAUCAUCAGUCUGUCAUUUAUGGUAUUGUUUGUUUGUCCUUUCAAUGUAGGGAUGUAUUGAUGUGGAGUGUUUUCAGGAAGCCUGCUUUGUUUGUUACUUUUUGAAGACUUGAAGUGCGUUCAACUUCCACAGAAUAAAAACAGACAUGUAUACAAAGAAUCAUUUUCAUAUGCUA